Erythranthe guttata (spotted monkey flower) is the source of this 952-nucleotide messenger RNA. NCBI's taxonomy places the organism in Eukaryota, Viridiplantae, Streptophyta, Magnoliopsida, Lamiales, Phrymaceae. The record is from RefSeq and is a predicted model, not a curated record.
AUGCUAACCGUACAGGUGCUACCAACCGAGACUGGAGGCUUACACAUGUUUCGCAUGUUACCGCUUGGGAUAAUAGACUCGAUUAUAUUGUUGAUUAUCCAUAUGCCAGUGACAGUCAGACUACAGAAGAUGGUUAUUUUGAGUGGUAUGAACUGCACACACGUCGUUUCAUAUCACCGAUUACCCCAUCUGAUCGUACAGGAUUUCAGGUUGGAGGUCAGAUUUCAAUGGAUACAGUGGUACGUAUUCAAAUUUAUUUAUUAUAAAAUUUUGUGUAUUAUAUAAUUUUUAUUAAUGUAUGUCUUCUAAAAAUAAAAUAUUUCUUAUUACUUAUUUCAGAUUCAGCAUCUUCGAUCAUUGAUUGUUUCUGUUGAUGGCGGAGACAUGCCCCGGGAUGGCUAUCGUUCGUAUUUACCGACUCUCAGAACAUGUCUUAAUGUCUUAGAGUCUCGACACGGACCUUCAGAUAGGCCUCAAUCUGAGAUGCCUUAUACUCAGACUCACUCUCAGACUCAGACUCAGAUACCACUGUCUCAAAUGCCUCAGUCACAGACUCAGAUGUACGCUGGCGAGGCAGGAACUUCUUCUCGUGCAUAUUAUCCGGCAUUCGAUAAUUAUACAGAUCCUAGAGCACACGGGCAUCCAUCUGAUCCGUACACCCCAUACCCCUACUUUAAUCCGAAUAUGAAUUCGGAAGACCCAAUUCAUUUGGGGUCUACGCAUCAGUUUUCGUCUUCGCGACCGGUAGAUCAUCAGAUCACACCUAUUCCUUAUUUUGAAUCCGCAAAUUCUUCGAGUGAUGAGGAUGAACAAGUUGGUAGAGGGCACAGGACUAGAAGGCCCCCGAGAUGUGGCACCGGAGGUCACCGUCAUUGGUGAUAUUAUUAUUGUAGUUUAUGUUGGUUAUUUAUUAAAACUUUUUCGUAUUUUAGUUAUUCAAUAAAAAACAAAU